Messenger RNA from Chlorella variabilis, 564 nucleotides. RefSeq lists its product as hypothetical. Bases 1 to 564 code for a protein of 187 amino acids. NCBI's taxonomy places the organism in Eukaryota, Viridiplantae, Chlorophyta, Trebouxiophyceae, Chlorellales, Chlorellaceae. The transcript is spliced from 2 exons. Gene Ontology annotation, molecular function: acyltransferase activity, transferring groups other than amino-acyl groups. The record is from RefSeq and is a predicted model, not a curated record.
AUGGCCCGGCUUGCUCUAGAGGUCGUAGUGCGACCUGUGAAAUCGCAGCAGCAGCUAGAGGAGUUUAAGAGCGUCACCGCCGCUUACCUAGGAUUGCUGGGAGAAGACAUUGGGUUCCUGGGGGACAUUGAGCGCGAGCUGGCGAGCCUGCCUGGCAGCUAUGCCGCCGAGGCGGGGGGCAGCAUGCUGCUGGCGUAUGCGGCGAGCGGCAGCGGCGAGGAAUGCAUCGGCGCCGUGGCGCUACGGCGCCUGGCCGGGCACACGCCCACGCUGGGCGAGGGCGACGCGGUGGCGGGCGUGCCGCUGGCAGAGGUGUGCGAGAUGAAGCGGCUGUUUGUGCUGGAGGGGCACCGCGGGUUUGGUGCUGGCGCGGCGCUGGUGCGGGCCCUGCUAGCAGCGGCGCCACUCCUGGGCUACCGCCUUAUGGUGCUGGACACGCUUGAGCGGAUGUCGUGCGCCAUUCGCUUGUACGGCAGGCUGGGAUUCCAGCCCUGCGAGCGCUACAACGACUGCCCGGUGCCGGACGUGCUGUACUUUGCUUUGCAGCUGGGGACAGCCACGUGA